GAACGUGGUGUUAUAUAAGGACAACAAAAUUUAUAAAUCACAACCCGUCAUUACAGAGAUAUCAUUGCUGUUUAUAUGGUUUAAUUGAGGUGAACAAACUCUCUAUGAAUGCUUUUAGUGAAACGGAUCCUUUACGUUCGGAGAACAACAUGGCGCGACACAGCGUACCGAAGAUCGUGCUGAUUAUAGCCACCAUUGUUGUGUUCGCACUCACUGCCGCCUUCAAUGGCCUAGCUGCGGCAGGAAAUGGCGGAGGAGUUUUCAACAACAGAACUGGCGACAUAUCUGACGCGUUUUACCUAGAAGUUACACCAGCUGGAUGGACGUUUACUAUCUGGGGCUUCAUAUACGCUUGGCAGGCUGCGUGGUUGGUCUACGCUCUCGUCACAAUAUGUCGACGUAAAGUCGGCACGUACGUCUAUCUUAUGCCGGUCUUCCCCAGCGUUCUGUUCUUCGCCUACAUUUUCAACAAUGUGUCAAACGUCGCUUGGCUGUUUGCAUGGGAUCAAAUGAAGCUUGCUAUAGCGUUACCGUUAAUUGCUCUUACGCCGUUGACGCUAUUCGUGUGUCUGUACUUUUCUUUCAAGACUCUGUAUGAUAAUCCCGAUUAUCUCAUCAGGAAUGGAGCUAUUGCCGAUAUCUGGCUGAUACGAUUGUUGAUACAAAACGGAAUCGCGUUUUACGCGGCAUGGGUGACCGUUGCGACAUUUAUCAACGUGGCUUUGGUGAUGACGUACAAGAACGGGGACCUCGUUAAUACCGCAGUGCCGCAAGACGUUUCGAGCACGGUGUUCCUGUCAGUAGUUCUUGUGGUCAUUGUGGUGUGGUUUAGUCUUGACAUGUCAUUCCUGGACAAAUAUACGAGGUACACAUUCGCACCGUACAUCACGUGGACUGUGGCGCUAGCUGGAAUUAUUUCAAAGAACUAUGACCUUGACACUGCAUACAGAAAUUCAAUUAUAAGCGUAGUGGUGCAGGCGGUAGCAGCGACUUGUCUUGUGGUGAAGAUACCUGUUAUGAUAUGGAGGCAUUUCAAGCGCCCCAUACAACCGCUUUUGUCAGACUUUAAACCUACAGUUUAAAACAAAAACUAACGAAACAUUAUUUUCGAUGUUAUCAAUUGUACUUGACUGUUACGAGAUGUACUUUAAUAUGUUCCGGUCCAGUGUUUUGCGAACAAAAACAGUUUUCCAUGUCAAUACUACUGUUUUCAAAUAAACUUAGCAAAAGGUGAUCGUCAAUCUGUUAAAACAAGGCACGAUCACAAUGCCAUUUUACACCGAAGAGACAAUCGGUUUGUACCUCCCGAAAACUGAGGUCAAAGAGUUUCAUCUGUCACAGCGUCGUCACCGUGUGUGCGUUAUUUUAAGUUGCAAUCUUACAGAUUUUUUACAACUUUUUUAUUUUUGUCUUGGAACGAGCCAUUUUUUGCGAAAAUCCUUGGAAACCAAUUAUUUAAGACUGCUGACUAAAACUAGAUCGCAGAUUUUUAUAUUUAAGUUCAAAAAUUGAUGUUUUGUGCAUUUUUCUUAAACCGUUAGUACCGGUUUAAGCCAACAAACAUUAAUUUUCGAACGGAAAUAUGAAACUCCGCGAUAUGAUCUUUUAUCAGCAAUCGUUUAUCAUUAGUUUAUAGAUACUUACGCCAAAAAAUGCACUUUCCAAGACAAAAAAAAUAAAAAGUUGUAAAAAUGGUAAAUCUGUGAGAGUGCAGCUUUAAAGCCACGAUUUAAUAAGCUGGUUGCAGCUAACCUAUUUCAAACUGUACAUGUAAGGAUGUUAUGCGGGGAAUGAACCCGUCGCAGUAGUUUUAUCCUGGUGAUACAUCAAACUAUAUACUAGAUAGCUGAUGGCUGUUGUCGAUUUCUUUGAUGUGAGAAGUCGACUGACAGUUUAAAGAUGUUGUAAUUGAUAUGAAAUGUAUGUGAUGGAUAACGGCGAACAUAAAACCAGGAUAUUUAAUGCUUCAACACCUUGAAAUGCUUAGUUUCUUUGCAAACAGUAGCAUAAUAUAAUUGUGUUUUUGCUUAUAUGGUUUUAAUAAAUAAAUAUGUUUUUUCAUA
This is a messenger RNA of Mya arenaria, 2063 nucleotides long. RefSeq lists its product as uncharacterized. The transcript is spliced from 3 exons. The coding region runs from base 105 to 1082 and encodes 325 amino acids. The record is from RefSeq and is a predicted model, not a curated record. Lineage: Eukaryota; Metazoa; Mollusca; Bivalvia; Myida; Myidae.